AUGGACGUAGCAAACCCUCACAUUCUGUAUCUACCUCCUGACGACUUUACAAACUUUUGGUUUUAUGCCGUAUUGGUAGCAAUGACAAUUUUCUCCUACUUCGUCAUACGAGGGAUAAAGGAAAUCUGCUGUGAAACAAUAACUCCAAAUUUAUAUCGUGUCCAUCCGUCGCAUAAGGCAACUAGUGUGUACUCUGGUGAGAACGACACAAGAAGUGGUUUGCAUUCACGAGUGACUGUUUUCUACUGA
This is a messenger RNA of Trichobilharzia szidati, 249 nucleotides long. The record is from the annotation of a GenBank genome assembly. NCBI's taxonomy places the organism in Eukaryota, Metazoa, Platyhelminthes, Trematoda, Strigeidida, Schistosomatidae.